CAAUCCUCCUCCGUACGUCACUUGCAGAGAGGAGGGCUGGAGAGGUCAGGAGCUGCAGGAGGCUGACCUCUUCUACAGGUCUGUCUAAGCUGAAAAUGAGUGCAGUAGGGGAAGGCCCCCUGGACCCUGCCACGCUGGAGUCACACAAGAGGAAGGGCUCACCAUGCGAUACAUCGGGGCAAAGUGGGGAGAAGCGAAGGAGGGAGCUGGAGUGUCGCUACAUCGAGGAGCUAGCUGAGCUGGUGUCGUCCAACAUGGGCGACAUCGCCAGUGUGAGCGCUAAGCCAGACAAGUGCCACAUCCUCAAGAGCACCGUGGACCAAAUCCAGCAGAUCAAGCGGCGUGAGCAGGAGAAAGCAGCUCUUUUGUCUCCAGAUGACGACGUGCAGAAAAGCGACGUGUCCUCCAGUAGUCAGGGGCUGGUAGAGAAAGAGGCGCUUGGUCCCAUGCUGCUAGAGGCGCUCGAUGGAUUCUUCUUUGUGGUCAACCACGAGGGCCGCAUUGUCUUCGUUUCUGAGAAUGUGAUGGGUUACCUUGGAUACACCCAGGAAGAGCUGAUGAACUCUAGCGUCUACACCAUCCUCCACGUGGGAGACCACAAUGAUUUUGUCCGUAAUCUGCUCCCUAAAAGCCUAGUUAACGGCGCCCCGUGGCCGCAGGAACCUGGCCGCAGGAACAGCCACACCUUUAACUGUCGCAUGCUGAAGAGACCGCCGGACGAGGCGGACUCUGAGAACCAGGAGGCCCGGCAGCAGUACGAGAUCAUGCAGUGUUUUACCAUCUCACAGCCACGGCCCGUUCACGAGGAGGAAGAAGACCUGCAGAGCUGCCUGAUCUGCAUCGCCUGUCGGAUACCACGCACGGAGUCUUUUAUCACGAAGCAGGACCCGACAGGGAAGAUCAUCUCCAUAGAAACGAGCGCUUUGCGAGCGACAGGCCGGCCUGGCUGGGAGGACCUGGUCAGGAAGUGCAUUUAUGCGUUUUUUCAGCCGCAGGGCAAAGAGCCCUCCCAUGCCAAGAAGCUGCUGCAUGAAGUGAUGGCACGCGGCACUGCUGUCAGCCCCCUGUACCAUUUCACAUUAAGCGACGGCACGCCGCUCAGCGCACAGACACGCUGCAAGUUCUGCUGCCCACCAAAACCAGACGUACAGCCCUUCAUCAUGGGCAUUCACACUAUUGACAGGGAACACAUCACUGCUAGCUCUCAGGAAAACACUAACCCCAGCCUUCCACUGACCCCCAGCAGUAUUGCUCACACCCCCACCCGGCCCCCCUCGCUUCCCCCUGGCAGUAACUCAAGCCAAGGCUCUGUCCUUCAUACCAACAACAACAACGCCUCCUCCCUCGGACACAACCCCUCCACACCAACAGGCUACCUGACGCCCAAUCGGACGAACUGCCCCCCAGAGGUCAACAGUCCCUCUGCUCUCAGCAGUCCACACACAGCCUCCUCUACCUCUUUUAUGUCACCCAGGAUGCCACAUGCCAGUCCUGGGUUAGGGGGAAGCCCUCGAGUACCGGGGAACCCCUUCUCGCCCUCCACGCCGGGCCUCCAGUCGCCUUCGGGGGCAGCCAGUAGCGGCGGCAGCCUCAACAGGCAGCAUUCUGCCGGCGAUAGUAAUAGUGGGGUAAACGGUGGGUCAGCAGGGUCUUUCCCCCUGUCCUCGCCUGGACUUCAGAGACAAGCCAGUUUGCCCACUGGCUCCUCCACUCGACCACAGUCGGCAAAGCCCCAAACUGGAGCGGGGGAUGGGGGAGAGGACUCUGCUAAAGCCCCCCUACCUCCUGCCUCACAGCUGGGGAACUCCAGACUCAACCAGCUCCUGGACAGCAGUGUUUCAGGAGUGGAAUCCAACAACAACUCAUCACCUCAUCCUCCUCACCCCUCCCUGGGUCUUCAUUGUCCCGCUUCCCACAGCAGUCUCACGGAGCGCCACAAGAUUCUGCACAGGCUGCUCCAGGACAGCAGUCCAAACGACACCGCCGCCGCCGCGUCCGAGGUCGGAGGAAAUAAAAAUGAAGUAGAGAUCAAGAAGGAGCCGCCUGCCAGUCCGGCUCCAGGCACAGCGCCCCACAAGCCCAAUCCCAGAGAGCCGCGGGACCACCAGUUACUGCGAUUUCUUCUGGAUACUGACGAAAAGGACUUGGGAGACCUUCCACCUCCGUCGGCCUUGAGCCUUCAGACGGUUCGAGUGAAGGUGGAGAAGAGAGCCAGCAGCGAGGGCCUGACUUGUUCCGGUUCGUCCGUCCCAGCCGGAGGGACGUCCAAACUAACGAGCGGCUCGGCUUGCAUCAGCCCUAAAUCAAGUCCUCUGGGGGAGAACCGCAGAGACAGCAGAGACUCCACGAUAUCUGUUGGAGCUGCUGAUAAGGACCCUCCUAACCAGCUUCUGCCUGGCCUCAGAGGUCCACUCACGGCCAAACAAGGCAGUGAAGACUCAGUAAAUGGUGGAGGAGGCCCUCUACAUUCUCCAUCCACACAACUCCCAGCUCCGCUCCAGUCCCCAGUACCUCAUCUCCAGUCCCCCUUGUCCCAGCCUCAGUCGGUUCCCCAGCUGCAUUCCCCGUCCCCUCAGCUCCACUCCCCUUCCCUCCAGCUCAGACUUCAGUCACCUACUCAUCUCCAGCCUGGUGAGGCCUGCACUCCCCGCAACGUUAAUGUGAAGAGAGAGCCUCCAGGAACACCAAACAGAGAGUUAUUCCACCUGUCAGAGCAGCGGCCGUCCCAGAGGAAAUCUCCUCCUAACGGGAGGGAUCAGGUUCCUAGAGGUCAGAGCUCUGGCGGCUGCUUUGACCCGUUUCCUCAAAACUUCCCACCCCAGCAACCCACUGCCACGCCGGUUUCCAUGGACCCUAAACCCCCCACCUAUACUUUCCAGUUCCCACCAACUUCACAAGCUCCGUUUCCUCCAGAGCUGGCCGCGGUGGGGCAGCAGGGGGUGACAUUCGGAGCUCCCCGCGGGGCUUUCCCUGGCGGCUCAGCGAGCGUGGGGCUGAGGCCAGGCAUGACCAGACCCCAGGGGAUGGGCCCCCAGCUCAGGCUGCCACCCAACCACCUGCGGCUGCAGCUGCAGCAGAGACUGCAGGGCCAGCAGCAGAAUCGACUGGCAGCCUUGAAUUCAUUCCCAGGAGGCCCCCAGCAGGUUAACAUGGGGGUCCGACAGGGGCUCCAACAACCCCAGAUACCCUCACAGCCUCCGCUGAACGCUCAGAUGCUGGCGCAGCGUCAGAGGGAACUCUACAGCAUCCACCAUCGUCAGCAGCAGCAGCUCCUCCAGCACAAGGUCAGGCUCAUGAGACAGAACGUGGCGGGAGUGCCCACCGUCGGCGUUGGCACCCCUAGGGCACCCAAAGUCCCUCCCACGACGUCUCAGCAGCAGUUCAGCUUUCCGCCGGGGUACAACCCGAUGGCGGGGAACACCCCUACCUCACCGAGUCACUUCAGCAACGUGCCAGGGACGCCUUUGGACUCCAAGCUGUCUGUCAGAGUGCCCCUGGGCAACCAGACGCUGAUGGGUGGCUUACCGGGCCAGUUUGACAGCACCGUGAACACCUCCGUGCAGCAGGGACUCUUUCAGCAGUUUGGAGGGUCUGCUGUGGUCCAACAGGAUCCACCCUUUCCUCCUGAGAUGAGCCCUACAAGCCCAUUAUUAUCACCUCAGAACUCCACUUCCCAGAGUCCUCUGCUUCAGCAGGCACCGCCUUCUGGCUAUCAGUCUCCAGACAUGAAGAGCUGGCAGCAGACAGGCCUGGGCAGCCUGUUCAGCCAGUCAGGACAGGGAGCAGCGCAGGCGUUCGGCCAGCAGGGGGUGUAUAACAACAUGAGCAUCACCGUCUCUAUGGCUGGAGGCACGAGCAGCGUCAGCUCUUUACCUCCCAUGGGUCAGGCGGUUGGAAUGAGCAACAGUAACCUCAGCAACGUCAGUUCAGUGUGCAGUGACCAGCAGGUGCAGCAGGUUCAGGUGUUCGCGGACGUCCAGUGCACUGUGAACCUUGUCGGCAGCGACUCCUACCUGAACCAGGGCUCCAUCGGGGCUGCGGGCCCCCAGAAGGGCCCCGGGCCGCAGGGCUCGCAGAGCAGCCAGGCCCAGCAGAAGAGCCUCCUCCAGCAGCUCCUCACUGAGUGACACCCUCCCCCUCCCAUCCCGUCAGCUCCUUUGCUCCCUCUCACGUCUUCAUCGCCUCCUCCUCUUCCUCGGAGGG
Molecule: messenger RNA, 4203 nt
Organism: Cyprinodon variegatus (sheepshead minnow)
Lineage: Eukaryota; Metazoa; Chordata; Actinopteri; Cyprinodontiformes; Cyprinodontidae
Gene: ncoa1
Product: nuclear receptor coactivator 1
Exons: 19
Coding region: 96-4127 (1343 amino acids)
Biological process (GO): positive regulation of transcription by RNA polymerase II; cellular response to hormone stimulus
Cellular component (GO): nucleus
Molecular function (GO): protein dimerization activity; nuclear receptor binding
Source: RefSeq, a predicted model, not a curated record